Molecule: messenger RNA, 873 nt
Organism: Sporothrix brasiliensis 5110
Lineage: Eukaryota; Fungi; Ascomycota; Sordariomycetes; Ophiostomatales; Ophiostomataceae
Exons: 2
Coding region: 1-873 (290 amino acids)
Molecular function (GO): dioxygenase activity
Source: RefSeq, a predicted model, not a curated record
AUGCGCAACUCACCGUCGUUUCUCGGGUACACAGCACUCGGUGCCGAGACCACGGCCGCACGCGCCGACCUGCGCGAGCAGUACGACUUUGGUUUCUUUGGCAGCCGACCAGGCGCCGCUCUCGGGACCAUGCCACCCGCCCCGACCGAGGAUGACCCGGCUUGGCGGUCGUUGGAGGGACCCAGCCAGUAUCCCGCGCUGCCCGGAUUCCAGAGAGCCGUCGAGACGUACAUGGCCGCCCUGGACGGCGUGUCCCGCGUCUUCCUGGGCUUCGUUGCCGAGUCGCUUUCCCUCCCCACCGACGCUUUUGACGAUUUCUUGGGCAACAUGCACCGCCUCAAGCUCGUCAAGUACCCACCCACACCCGCCGGCCAGCCGGGUCAGGGCGUCGGCCCGCACAAGGACUCGACCGGCCUGUUCACGUUCCUGUCACAAGACAACGUCGGUGGCCUCGAGGUGCUCAGCAAGGACGGCGAGUGGAUCGCUGCGCCACCCAUUGCGGGCAGUCUAGUCGUCAACGUCCAGCAAGGCUUCGAGGCCAUUACGGGCGGCGUGUGCCCAGCCACGACACACCGCGUGGUCUCCCCGCAAGGCACCACGGUGCGCUACAGCGUGCCCUUUUUCCAGGGCGUGCGCCUCGACCUGACGACAGACGACCUGCGUUCGUCCGCUGCCCACAUUGUGGCCCGCAUCCCUGUGACGGACGACCGAAAGAAGCGCGCCGUCGACGUCCCGAGCGAGUUUCUGUCGCCGCUCUUUUCCUGCUUCGGCGAGGCCCAGCUACGCAACCGCGUCAUCAGCCAUCCCGACGUCGGCCAGCGGUGGUAUCCGGAACUCUACGACAAGUUUGUCAAGCAGGGCCUGCCAUCGUAG